AGUAGCCAGGUGUGUGUGUCUCUCUCCCGCGGCUACACGGACACGUGCGGGCCUCGCGCGCGGUGCAUGCCGGGAACCUGGUCUCUGUGUCAGCAGCGCCGCAGCGGAGCCGCGCCGAACCUCGUCCCCAACUAAUGCGGGCGCAGCCGCGCGCCGGCCAGCAUGAGCAGUGGCUCGCUCUGCAAGAUUGGCCUGAGUCCUCGCCAGAAGCCGCUCCGCGUCAUGGUGCUGGGCCAGGCCGGCGUCGGCAAGUCGGCGCUGGUGGUGCGCUUCAUCACGCGCCGCUACAUCGGAGAGUACGACCCCACGCUGGAGAAGAUGUACUCCUUCCACACCGUCAUGGACAGCGAGAUGGUGUUCUUCGAGAUCCUGGACACUGCCGGACAGCCGCAUGAGAGCGAGUGCCUGACGCUGGAAGCCAACAUCCGCUGGGCGGAGGCUUUCGUGCUGAUGUACUCGGUGACCGACAAGUGCUCCUUCGACGAGUGCAACCGCCUCAAGUUCCUCAUCAACUACAACAAGCGGCGGCGGCGACUCGGCUCCAAUGUCUCCAAGGAGGGGCUGGCCGAGGUGCCUGUGGUGCUGGUGGGCAACAAGACCGACCAAUGGGGCGAGCGCAUGGUCAGCGCCGAGGACGGACAGCGGCGCAGCAAGGAGAUCGGCUGUGUCUGUUUCCACGAGAUAUCCGUGCGCGAGAGCGUCGAGCAGGUGUGGUCCGUGUUCCGCGACGUGUGUCGCUUCUGGAAGGUGCACAGCAAGUACCCGCGGCUGCGGCGCUCCUCCAGCGACCUGCAGAACGGCAAGCCCAGCCCCGACUGCAGCGCCGCCCAGCCCUGCGGCAACGGCUCGCACCGCGCCUCGCCCGUCGCCGCCAUCGGUCGGCAGUGGACGGAGCAGGGGCUGGACGAGGCUGACGAGGCGGGCGAGAGCGAGGCGACCCGCGUGGAGCGAGCAGAGCCGUUCCGGGCGCGCGCGUCCACUGACGGCCACCUGCUGUCCCGCCCGCGUCGCUGGAGGUACCCGCCCGGCGAGCCGCCCGCCCCGCUGCAGUACCCGCUCAGCGCCCGCGCCGAGCGCCGCAUGAGCAUCUCCAUGCGCGGCAGCAACGCCAGCUACUAGCCGCUCCUCGCUGCGUGGAGCUGCCGGCGCCAUUCCGGUCGCAUGUCCCCUUCUAGCCCGCCCGCCCCGCUGCAGUACCCGCUCAGCGCCCGCGCCGAGCGCCGCAUGAGCAUCUCCAUGCGCGGCAGCAACGCCAGCUACUAGCCGCUCCUCGCCGCGUGGACCUGCCGGCAUCAUUCCGGUCGCAUGUCCCCUUCUAGCCCGCCCGCCCCGCUGCAAUACCCGCUCAGCGCCCGCGCCGAGCGCCGCAUGAGCAUCUCCAUGCGCGGCAGCAACGCCAGCUACUAGCCGCUCCUCGCCGCGUGGACCUGCAGGCAUCAUUCCGGUCGCAUGUCCCCUUCUAGCCCGCCCGCCCCGCUGCAGUACCCGCUCAGCGCCCGCGCCGAGCGCCGCAUGAGCAUCUCCAUGCGCGGCAGCAACGCCAGCUACUAGCCGCUCCUCGCUGCGUGGAGCUGCCGGCGCCAUUCCGGUCGCAUGUCCCCUUCCAGCCCGCCCACCACGCUGCAGUACCCGCUCAGCGCCCGCGCCGAGCGCCGCAUGAGCAUCUCCAUGCGCGGCAGCAACGCCAGCUACUAGCCGCUCCUCGCCGCGUGGACCUGCCGGCAUCAUUCCGGUCGCAUGUCCCCUUCCAGCCCGCCCACCACGCUGCAGUACCCGCUCAGCGCCCGCGCCGAGCGCCGCAUGAGCAUCUCCAUGCGCGGCAGCAACGCCAGCUACUAGCCGCUCCUCGCCGCGUGGACCUGCCGGCAUCAUUCCGGUCGCAUGUCCCCUUCUAGCCCGCCCGCCCCGCUGCAGUACCCGCUCAGCGCCCGCGCCGAGCGCCGCAUGAGCAUCUCCAUGCGCGGCAGCAACGCCAGCUACUAGCCGCUCCUCGCCGCGUGGACCUGCCGGCAUCAUUCCGGUCGCAUGUCCCCUUCCAGCCCGCCCACCACGCUGCAGUACCCGCUCAGCGCCCGCGCCGAGCGCCGCAUGAGCAUCUCCAUGCGCGGCAGCAACGCCAGCUACUAGCCGCUCCUCGCUGCGUGGAGCUGCCGGCGCCAUUCCGGUCGCAUGUCCCCUCCUAGCCCGCCCGCCCCGCUGCAGUACCCGCUCAGCGCCCGCGCCGAGCGCCGCAUGAGCAUCUCCAUGCGCGGCAGCAACGCCAGCUACUAGCCGCUCCUCGCUGCGUGGAGCUGCCGGCGCCAUUCCGGUCGCAUGUCCCCUUCUAGCCCGCCCGCCCCGCUGCAGUACCCUCUCAGCGCCCGCGCCGAGCGCCGCAUGAGCAUCUCCAUGCGCGGCAGCAAGGCCAGCUACUAGCCGCUCCUCGCUGCGUGGAGCUGCCGGCGCCAUUCCGGUCGCAUGUCCCCUUCUAGCCCGCCCGCCCCGCUGCAGUACCCGCUCAGCGCCCGCGCCGAGCGCCGCAUGAGCAUCUCCAUGCGCGGCAGCAACGCCAGCUACUAGCCGCUCCUCGCCGCGUGGACCUGCCGGCAUCAUUCCAGUCGCAUGUCCCCUUCCAGCCCGCCCACCAAGCUGCAGUACCCGCUGAGCUGCAGGACACACUCCAUGCCUGCACAGAGCGCCGCAUUGUAGCAAUGCCAGCUACUUGACGGCCCGCUGCAAACUCUAAUUCUUGCCAUGUGAAGCGCUCAAAACCACUGCAGUCGCAAGCAUCUCCGUACAGUCCCCUUGUAACCUGCCUACGUCACUGGAAGUACACACAGCUAGCUGUCCUCUCAGCUGCAGUACUCACUCCAUGCUUGCACAGAGCGCCGCAUUGUAGCAAUGCCAGCUACUUGACGGCCCGCUGCAAACUCUAAUUUUUGCAAUGUGAAGCGCUCAAAACCACUGCAGUCGCAAGCAUCUCCGUACAGUCCCCUUGUAACCUGCCUACGUCACUGGAAGUACACACAGCUAGCUGUCCUCUCAGCUGCAGGACACACUCCAUGCCUGCACAGAGCGCCGCAUUGUAGCAAUGCCAGCUACUUUACGGCCCGCUGCAAACUCUAAUUCUUGCCAUGUGAAGCGCUCAAAACCACUGCAGUCGCAAGCAUCUCCGUACAGUCCCCUUGUAACCUGCCUACGUCACUGGAAGUACACACAGCUAGCUGUUCUCUCAGCUGCAGUACUCACUCCAUGCUUGCACAGAGCGCCGCAUUGUAGCAAUGCCAGCUACUUGACGGCCCGCUGCAAACUCUAAUUCUUGCCAUGUGAAGCGCUCAAAACCACUGCAGUCGCAAGCAUCUCCGUACAGUCCCCUUGUAACCUGCCUACGUCACUGGAAGUACACACAGCUAGCUGUCCUCUCAGCUGCAGUACUCACUCCAUGCUUGCACAGAGCGCCGCAUUGUAGCAAUGCCAGCUACUUGACGGCCCGCUGCAAACUCUAAUUUUUGCAAUGUGAAGCGCUCAAAACCACUGCAGUCGCAAGCAUCUCCGUACAGUCCCCUUGUAACCUGCCUACGUCACUGGAAGUACACACAGCUAGCUGUCCUCUCAGCUGCAGGACACACUCCAUGCCUGCACAGAGCGCCGCAUUGUAGCAAUGCCAGCUACUUUACGGCCCGCUGCAAACUCUAAUUCUUGCCAUGUGAAGCGCUCAAAACCACUGCAGUCGCAAGCAUCUCCGUACAGUCCCCUUGUAACCUGCCUACGUCACUGGAAGUACACACAGCUAGCUGUUCUCUCAGCUGCAGUACUCACUCCAUGCUUGCACAGAGCGCCGCAUUGUAGCAAUGCCAGCUACUUGACGGCCCGCUGCAAACUCUAAUUCUUGCCAUGUGAAGCGCUCAAAACCACUGCAGUCGCAAGCAUCUCCGUACAGUCCCCUUGUAACCUGCCUACGUCACUGGAAGUACACACAGCUAGCUGUCCUCUCAGCUGCAGUACUCACUCCAUGCUUGCACAGAGCGCCGCAUUGUAGCAAUGCCAGCUACUUGACGGCCCGCUGCAAACUCUAAUUUUUGCAAUGUGAAGCGCUCAAAACCACUGCAGUCGCAAGCAUCUCCGUACAGUCCCCUUGUAACCUGCCUACGUCACUGGAAGUACACACAGCUAGCUGUCCUCUCAGCUGCAGGACACACUCCAUGCCUGCACAGAGCGCCGCAUUGUAGCAAUGCCAGCUACUUUACGGCCCGCUGCAAACUCUAAUUCUUGCCAUGUGAAGCGCUCAAAACCACUGCAGUCGCAAGCAUCUCCGUACAGUCCCCUUGUAACCUGCCUACGUCACUGGAAGUACACACAGCUAGCUGUUCUCUCAGCUGCAGUACUCACUCCAUGCUUGCACAGAGCGCCGCAUUGUAGCAAUGCCAGCUACUUGACGGCCCGCUGCAAACUCUAAUUCUUGCCAUGUGAAGCGCUCAAAACCACUGCAGUCGCAAGCAUCUCCGUACAGUCCCCUUGUAACCUGCCUACGUCACUGGAAGUACACACAGCUAGCUGUCCUCUCAGCUGCAGUACUCACUCCAUGCUUGCACAGAGCGCCGCAUUGUAGCAAUGCCAGCUACUUGACGGCCCGCUGCAAACUCUAAUUUUUGCAAUGUGAAGCGCUCAAAACCACUGCAGUCGCAAGCAUCUCCGUACAGUCCCCUUGUAACCUGCCUACGUCACUGGAAGUACACACAGCUAGCUGUCCUCUCAGCUGCAGGACACACUCCAUGCCUGCACAGAGCGCCGCAUUGUAGCAAUGCCAGCUACUUUACGGCCCGCUGCAAACUCUAAUUCUUGCCAUGUGAAGCGCUCAAAACCACUGCAGUCGCAAGCAUCUCCGUACAGUCCCCUUGUAACCUGCCUACGUCACUGGAAGUACACACAGCUAGCUGUUCUCUCAGCUGCAGUACUCACUCCAUGCUUGCACAGAGCGCCGCAUUGUAGCAAUGCCAGCUACUUGACGGCCCGCUGCAAACUCUAAUUCUUGCCAUGUGAAGCGCUCAAAACCACUGCAGUCGCAAGCAUCUCCGUACAGUCCCCUUAUAACCUGCCUACGUCACUGGAAGUACACACAGCUAGCUGUCCUCUCAGCUGCAGUACUCACUCCAUGCUUGCACAGAGCGCCGCAUUGUAGCAAUGCCAGCUACUUGAUGGCCCGCUGCAAACUCUAAUUCUUGCCAUGUGAAGCGCUCAAAACCACUGCAGUCGCAAGCAUAUCCGUACAGUCCCCUUGUAACCUGCCCACUGUCACUAGAAGUACACACACAGCGAGCUGUCCUCUAAGCUGCAGUACUCACUCCAUGCUUGCACAGAGUGCCGCAUUGUAGCAACGCCAGCUACUUAUAUUUGUGAAUAUAUUUUAUGACUCUUCUUUGUUUUACUCUGGAGAUUGCAGAUAUUUUUACUAAUUAUUUUAAAUAAUAUUGAAUGCACACUUAAAUAUUUUGUAAUGUAUUUACAGACAAUUUAAUCAUACUUUACAGCAUUCCACGUGAAUAAGUUACAGAAGUAUUUAUGCAUUUUAUUGUUAUUGACCUGUAGGUUUGGAGGCUAAGUAGAUUGUAGUUUCGAAUUAAUUAUAUUUUUUAAAGUAAAUUUUAACUUAAAUUAUAAUUAUUUAACUAGACCCUAUGUGCUCACAAAAAAGAGUCCUUUGUUAAGACAAUAACAACUUUUAUGCAAAAAAAUAUUAGCAAUUUUUUCAUGCCUAUCUCAGUAGUAUUUUCCUUGACUAUACUACAAACUUUCUUAUCCCAAUUAUAAAUUUAUUAUAUUUUAAUUUUUGGGACAUCCGUUUGUGUACCACCAGACAAAUGAUAAAUAAAUUUUUUUUCAAUACAUUAAACAACUGAGCACUGUCGUAACUAGGAGUUAAGG
Molecule: messenger RNA, 5901 nt
Organism: Bacillus rossius redtenbacheri
Lineage: Eukaryota; Metazoa; Arthropoda; Insecta; Phasmatodea; Bacillidae
Product: ras-related and estrogen-regulated growth inhibitor
Exons: 7
Coding region: 163-1119 (318 amino acids)
Molecular function (GO): GTPase activity; GTP binding
Source: RefSeq, a predicted model, not a curated record